UCUAAUCCCCCGACUACAUUAAUUCACCACAGUGAUGGUGAUUCAAAAACAUUGGAAGAAAAUUAAAGCAUAGGCAGAGUAUACAAAAGCAUACCCACGGUAGUAUAGUACACAUCAAAUACAAAAAAUGCAGUUAAUGGCCUAGCCGAUAUAUGUGUUACUUUUAUAUUUUGUUUAAAUAUCGCUUUUCAUUGACAUAACAACAGUCCUAUUGAUAUACAAGUCAUCAAUUCAAAAGUAAUCUACGUAUAUGGGAACAAAAAUGCAUACACCAAAAUAAAUAAAUUUUAAAAAAAUCAGCUAUACGGGACAUUGGUAUGCUCUCUCAGUUUAUUAAUGGUAUGUAACAUUCUAUACAACAGAUUUCGUUUUGUUCAUAAUCUCCGCUGCAAUUGACAUUGAAAGUAUUCUUUUUCCCCUGAGGAAUAGCUGUACCAUCGUCCAGACAUUGAACACGAUGUACCUAAGGCAGAAUGAUAUAAAAGAGAUACCACAAAAAGCAUUUUCCAAUCUGGUGCAUUUACGAUAUCAGUAUAUGGAUGGUAAUCCGGUGCUGUGCGACUGUAAUAUAAAAUGGUUGCUGUAUUCCUAUCGCAUGAGAUACUUGAAAGUGAACGCAAUAUGUAGUGCCCCUGCAUACAUGAAAGGAAAAUGGCUCCACAGACUUCAGCUUUCACACAUACGGUGUGAUUGUCGAAUUCCUGGUCAGCUUUACGGAGGGAAAAGAAACAAGACAAUAAGUGGGAAACCAUGCAAAACAUGGAAAAAGGCAACAACAAACCAGACAAAAUAUGAUGAAAUGGUUAAAUCACAGGAAAACCACUGCACAAAUCUUUAUGCAGAUGAACCUGUGUGUUUCCCAAGGAAGCAAUCGGAUUUGAUGUCAUGUGAUGUUCCCAUUUGUAGUGAUAAUCCCUGUAUAAAUGAUGAAUUUCUGGAAAAGAGAUACGGAUUUGUGUCCCUGUACAGCCGGCUGCAGUGUAUAUACAGAGAGUUAACCUCCCUUGUGCCGCCAUCGCUGCUUCACUGUGGACUCGCACAAAGCCUUGUGAAGACAAUACAGGUGAAGAAAAUACGGUGUCCAGACAAAAGAACCAUGACCAGAGCCUUGACAUUACAGACAGACGACUCCAAACAAAUGUUUGAGAAAUGUUACUUACUUGAGAACAACCAGCGUGAGCCCUUGACAAAAAGAAUGCAAAAGGACCAAUUUUGCCUAAAACAUCUGAAAACCAUAUUUUUUUCUGAAACAAGGGAACAAUUCUGCAGGUCAGUGUCGGUGUUUGUAAACUGCAAGUUGUCACAAUUGAUGGAGAUCACCGAUGAAACAAUCACAGAAUAUGACAAGAACUUUGUUUCCAGCCGACUGCAAAGAGAGCUCCAGCACACAGGAUUCAAACAAUACAACUGUGAGGCAUAUCAAUAAGUUUUUUUUUAAAUCUAAAUUUCAUUUUACUCGCCCUACUUCAUAUUCAUAUUGCUUUUGAUAAAUCUAGCAGCUACCUGCUUAACAUAAAUAACGUUUUUUAACUUUGUUUCGACAUGUAAAUUAGGCAACACCACAUCGCAAACAAGACAGAAUGGUUAGUACAAUAUGCAAUAUAAAAUAUAAUGCAAUCUAUGCAAAAAAUGUGAGUUAAACAUUUUCUUCGUUAAUGAAGUGAAACUUAAUUAAACAAAUACAGACGUAUCGGUAUAGAACGCUAUUGCAAUCUUUUCUCAACUCAUUAUUUUUGUUUAGAUAAUACAUCACAAAAUAUUUCCUUGUAUAUUGAGGACAACCGAAGUCUCCUGGUUACUUAUCUUGUCGAUUGUAAAAUCCGUGGAGUUAGUUAUCUUGGAACACAAAACAUGACAGAGAGAGGUUUUGCGUGCCAGGCGUGGGACAAACAAUACCCACACGAACACAACUACGGGGCCUAUCCUGAAGCCCACGAGAACUUCUGCCGAGAUUUUGAUUCUGACGAACCAUGGUGCUUGACAACGAACAGGAAAGUAGUCUGGGAUCGGUGCAUAAUACCUCCUUGUGACGUAAAUGUCACAGCGAAUUCUUCCUCAUGUGUGUCUAUGGAUGAACUGGAUCUCCCUGAACUGGAGAAAGAAAGAAGUUGUCAAUCCUACUGCAACUGGAUUAGGAAAACUAUAAAUGACGCAAUAGCGAAAGAAAAUUUACAAAAUGGACGUACAAGUACCUGUGGACUCCAUGACAGGAUACAGUUAAUUCGUAAUAAAGGGCAUCUUCUUCACAGGGGCACCUUCACACCUUGGAUGUGUUCCCUCUCCAUUUUUGAUGACAAAAAAGAUG
Molecule: messenger RNA, 2305 nt
Organism: Ostrea edulis (European flat oyster)
Lineage: Eukaryota; Metazoa; Mollusca; Bivalvia; Ostreida; Ostreidae
Exons: 12
Coding region: 458-1426 (322 amino acids)
Source: RefSeq, a predicted model, not a curated record